UCAACAACGCCUGCAUAACGCCUGUUUUGCUGCAGCUGAAGAAAGUUUUGCGUGGCGAUAGCAGCAUCAUGGCAGUGUUUGGCCAUGGCAUUUGCUGCAGAAUUAGAGCAGCUCACUGCCAGCCUCGUUGAAGCCGUUACAGGCACAUCUCGACAAGAUGGCUCUAGAACGUUUCGACGAAACAUAAACUCGGCGCUUCAGGCUCUCAAAUCGCAUACUUUCUUGCGUACGAACCAAUUUGACGUGGAAACAGCGCUCAACGGCCUCCAAGAACGCUUCCGUAUCAAUCAUCGCGACGAGCUAGCCGAUGCUCUCGAGACCAGACUCCAUGCCUUGAACCAAAAUCCCGAAAAAUGGCAUCCCGAAAUACUUCAGCUCUUUCUAGAGCUGUCUGAUCAGCCGACAUUCAAGACCGAUCUGAACGAUCUCAACAACCUGCAUCACCCUGGCGGAGCUGCCGCGCUAGUUCUCAAAUGGGAGGACAUUGCGCAAGAGGAAGGCUGGGACCAAGAUGGAGACCUCUGGAAACCGUUUGAAUACAGCGAUUAUUCUGACGAGGACAUGGUGGACGCCAAAUCUGUCCCUGAUACCCAGCCUACCUCGGAUCUAGACGACGAUGACGAGAUUAGCAGACAGCCAGAACGACUUAUCAUUGAAGCGCCAGGCGCUGUAACACUAGAGGCUGUUCGCCAAUCGCAGGCUUGGAGACAAGCUCGACCUGUUCCAGAUGCCGAUGGCCAGCUGCGAAAGGUACCAGUGUCGGAAAUCCAAAUACUGCGAGAGGUCGUCUUUUUGCUGCAGGGCCUAAAGACGAGCUUGUUUGACGAGAAUGGCGCACCGCUUCCCUCGUUCCAAAUGGGCCAAGUCGCGUGGGAGACACACAAAUCACUAAUUGAGAGCUUUGCUGCCUGUGGUGGUUACCUGGAAGUGCUUCGCGAGUUUGCGGAACAGUCACACACGACACCUCAUAUUCAAGCCUUCCAAGAUGCCGUAGACGACCAGCUUGCCGGGCUUGAUAGCCGCCUCUCCGAUGUGCAAAUGCGAUUAGCAGCCCCCAAAAAGCAAGAGGUCGUCAGUCUUGUGGCGCUCAAAGACGAACUCUCGCCGUGGCUGGAUUCUUCAUUCUGCCUCGCGGACAUUAUCGCAAAAGCCCAGACACCUGGCUCAACCCAAUUCAGCUUCCUCGAGCACUUGUACGCUGAAGCCAACAGCGCACAAAUGACAGGUGACCCCGAGACGUAUCAAUUUCUGGCCCGACUCUUUCUAAAUUGUUUUCGCGUCUACAUCCAGCCCAUUCGGUACUGGAUGGACCAAGGUAAACUCUUGACGGGCAACGAACACUUUUUCAUCUACGAGAAUUCCAAGGCUACGGCAUCGAGCAAUGUCUGGCACAGCAAGUAUCUCCUUAGCUAUCUGGAGACUGGUGCCCUUGAUGCGCCUAGUUUCUUAGAGACGCCUGCCAGGAAAAUCUGCAACGCUGGUAAAAGUGUCAUUGUUCUGCGUCUGCUCGGCCAUGCUGAAUUUGCUGAGACGCUCCGCAGACCAGAACCAUCACUUGACUACGAGGCAGUGUGUCCUCCAGAGCUCGAGCUUGCACCUUUUUCGGAACUCUUUGCUCUGGCAUUUGAGAAAUGGAUCGACAGCAAGCAUGGCGCCACCUCGGUCGUCCUCAAGGAUCUGCUAGCCUCCCAGUGCGAGCUCUAUGCAACCCUCAACGCCCUUUACCAAAUCUAUUUCAUGUCGGAUGGCGCCGCUUCCAACUUUUUCUUGGAUCGAUUUUUCGAGCGUAUAGACAACAAUGCGCCUAGGUGGCACGAUCCGUACGAGCUAACAGGCCUUGGUCAAGAAGCGUUUGCUGAGACCCUCGACACAACACGACUUGCCAUCACCAUGGACGCUCGCGGCCGCCAAUUGUCGCACGCACAAGCUCGGGCAUCUGUACGCAACACUUUGCCUCAUCUCAAAGUGGAGUACAGACUCCCUUGGUCUAUCCAGAUGAUCGUCUCGGACACUAGCAUCGCAUCAUACCGCUCCAUCUUCACAUUCCUUGGCCAAAUCAAGCGGGCACUCUUCUCGCUCCUGAAACUCAAGCUUCUAGACACAAAAGAUGACGCCAGCGAGGCCAUUGUCGCUUUUUACUCGGCACGACAAAGCCUUCUUUGGUUCUGCAACACUCUGCAAACAUACCUCUGCACAGUCGUGCUUGCGCCAACAACCUUUCGCAUCAAGCAGCUCCUCGACAAGCUCACGGAUGUAGACACUAUGGCGUCCACCCACGAGUCUUGUGUGCAUCUUGCGGCCAGCCAGGCCUGUCUUGGUCCGAAGUUAGAGCCGAUCCAUGUAGAGAUGCUAGCCAUGCUUGAUCUUGCCAUCCAGCUGGACGAGACAAUGACCGAUACUGGUCACAUCACCGGAAGUGUGACGGCUAUCCGCGCGGAUUUUAAGACACAUUUACAAUCCAUCACAGAUGGGCUCCGUAGCGCCGCACGGGCAAGCAGCAACGAGCAAGAAGGACUCAAAUGGGAUAUGCUAGCAGACACGCUCCAACAGGGCUGCCGAAAUGUAUAAUCAUAGUCGAGAUAUAUAGUAAUGAAUAAUGAGAAUCAUGCAUUGUACU
This is a messenger RNA of [Torrubiella] hemipterigena, 2617 nucleotides long. NCBI's taxonomy places the organism in Eukaryota, Fungi, Ascomycota, Sordariomycetes, Hypocreales, Clavicipitaceae. The record is from the annotation of a GenBank genome assembly.